Cetraspora pellucida is the source of this 375-nucleotide messenger RNA. The record is from the annotation of a GenBank genome assembly. Lineage: Eukaryota; Fungi; Glomeromycota; Glomeromycetes; Diversisporales; Gigasporaceae.
AUGAAAUUCGUGAUCACUUUCUUUAUUCUUUUGGUGUCCAUUACCGUCCUUGUUCAGGCAUCUCCUGUGGAAAAAAGAGAAUCAGGACUUGUUCUACGAGGAGAAGAGUAUUCUAAAUUCGUAAAAGAAUAUGAUCAUGCUAUGUCAACUUUACAAACUUCUCUAAAGGCAAUGGAUAAAAGGAUGGAUAUAUUUCAUCAAAGAGUAGUAAGCUUUGCUGCAAUCGUACUCGACGAUGCGCACAUAAAAAGGGAUACUCCCCCUAUAUAUUUUUUAAACUUCGUAAAUACUCAUCAGAAACUUAUGAAUGACAUUACUGGUGCUAUUAAUGCUGUGGAUAAGGCUGCAUCGGAUUUUAAGAAAUCUCAUCAGUAG